UUGGUCAGGGUAAUUCACUUUGGAGGAGCAGACCAAGAGACAGCGGAAUCAAAAUGAAGACAGCUUUUGUUCUAAUUUUGACCCUUCUAAUCUUUUUCAUAGAUGCCUCACCAAUAUUACCAGAAAAAGAAGCCAAGCAGCUUUUGAGAACCCGUCGUGAAGACAGACCAAGAAAACCUGGUUUCCCUGAUGAACCAAUGCGGGAAUACUUGCUUUACCUUCAGCAGUUGGAACAGAGAUCUGAAGAACAGUUCCUUGAGCACUGGCUGAAUCCACAUUGCUACCCACAUUGCAACAGGAAUUUAGUUCAUCCAGUGUAAAUGCUUAUGUUGUUUCCACCAGUGACAAUAAUCCUUCCUGACAUGGAGAAAUAAAAAAGCAAGGAAGAAAACAGUCUACAGUAAAUGAAAUAUUACAGAUCUCAUAUAGCAUUUUCAAUGUAAACAGAGCAUCAGAAGUCAUAAGAAUUUUGAUACUGCCCUGCAGUCAGCUACACUUUUUAAAAACUAUAUGUUAGAGCUUAAUUUUGUUUAUUAAAUUGCAUAGGCAUGCAUUUCAAAUAUUGGCUUGGCCUUAGGCAGCAAUGCUAUAUACACCUAUCCAAGAGCAAUAGGGCAUGCUUCUGAGUAGUCACAUAAUGCUGUACGUAUUCUGUAAAUCAUGAAACUAGGGUUUAAAAGUGGUAGAUUUGUUAUAAAUUUCUAGCAAUUUUACCAUUAUGUUAAAAAGUAGAUCAUUGUCCUUAGAGGUGUGGGCAAGUCAACAGAUGUGUUGAAGAUUAAAAACUAGAGUGAUAUAGGUGGAGCUUGUAAUAACCACAAAUAUAGAUGUUCUGCACUCAGCCCAGUUCACUAAGGGUUGAAGCAGACUGCUGCGAAGGAGCAGCUUCUGGCUGCCCCUUUGAGAGCAAGAUCAAGGCUGUGGCAACUACACGCCACAAAAUGCCGCUCCCUUUUGGGAUGAAAAAAAGCUGCCCCUUUCAAAACACCGGCGGCUCUUCCACGUUUCUGUGAUGUGUGGCCUCUGAACGCUGCACUGCAGGAAUGUCUCAAUGCUGCCUACCAUCUGUUUGGGUGGGUGGUGUAAUGCCAGCUUGGGGGCGGAAUCAGGGCAUGUGGUGUGCGGACCUGAAUCACCCACGCCACCCUUUGUCAGUCUGUUAGAUUGCAAACCUAUGCAUGUUCACAUAGGAACAAACUUAAUUGAAUUCAGCAGGACUUCAAUCUGAGGAAUCAGGCAUAGAAAAGAAUAACAUAGGAUUGGGCCAUGACCCCUUUUGUUAUUGGUGUGUGCUUUCAAGUCAUUUCCAGCUUAUGGUGACCUUAAUGUGAACCUAUCACAAGGUUUUCUUGGGAUAAUUUAUUCAGAGUGGGUUUGCCCUUGCCUUCGUCUGAACCUGAGAGAAUGUGACUUGUCCAAGGUCACACAAUGGGUUUCCAUGGCCAUGCAGGAUACAAACUCUGGUAUCCCAGUGUCCUAGACCAACAUU
This is a messenger RNA of Sceloporus undulatus (fence lizard), 1489 nucleotides long. It is a transcript of the gene C2H17orf67, whose product is annotated as chromosome 2 C17orf67 homolog. The coding region runs from base 54 to 320 and encodes 88 amino acids. Lineage: Eukaryota; Metazoa; Chordata; Lepidosauria; Squamata; Phrynosomatidae. The transcript has 4 exons. The record is from RefSeq and is a predicted model, not a curated record.